Molecule: messenger RNA, 2148 nt
Organism: Adineta ricciae
Lineage: Eukaryota; Metazoa; Rotifera; Eurotatoria; Adinetida; Adinetidae
Source: the annotation of a GenBank genome assembly
AUGAUGUCCACUACUACGAGUGUUAAAACAACUGAAAUAGACCAUGACCAAAUCUUACAUAAUCUUAAUUCUCAACAAAAACGUGCCGUUACUUGUCCAAUCCAUCAAUCGACCCUUGUCCUCAGUGGAGCUGGCAGUGGCAAAACGCGUGUGCUCACAUCUCGCAUAGCUUAUCUAUUAAAGAAUUGUGCCGUUAAGCCAUAUCAAAUAUUUGCUGUGACAUUUACAAAUAAAGCCGCGCUUGAAAUGCGUCAUCGCAUAAGUCAAAUAUUACCUGAAACGCCAUUGAACGACAUGUGGCUGGGUACAUUUCAUGGUCUUGCAAAUCGUUUCCUUCGUAUUCAUUUCAAAAUGGCUGGUCUGAAGAGUGAUUUUCUCAUCAUCGAUCCGGAUGAUCAGUUGUCGAUUAUUAAAAGGAUUCUGAAAGAAGACGUGAAAGAGAAUAAUUUCUACACGGACAAACCAAAAGCCAUUGUCAAUUUUAUUAACAAAUGUAAAGACGAAGGAAAACGUUCCACUGACUUGUUGAUCAAUCCUGAAAAUCAUUUUAAACAGCUUAUAUAUAGCAAAUACGAAAAGUACCUUCAACAAGAAAACCGAGUCGAUUUCGGAGAAUUAAUUCUAUUAACCAAAGAAUUAUUGGACAGAGAAAUCGAUUUACGUGUACACUAUGCAAAGCAGUUUCGUUUUGUUCUCAUCGAUGAAUUUCAAGAUACUUCUACCUUACAGAUGGAUUGGUUGAAAUUACUAAUGGACAAAGAUGGAUCGAAUCAAACGGUGCACAAUUGUUUUAUGGCUGUGGGUGAUGACGAUCAAAGUAUUUAUGCGUUUCGGGGUGCUCAAUGUGUAAACAAUAUCGACGAAUAUCUCAAGGCACUCUAUUUAGAAAGAGAAAACCCGGAACAUAUUAUCAAAUUAGAACAAAAUUACCGCAGCACAAAUGUAGUUUUGGAAGCAGCAAAUGCAGUGAUUGAUCAUAAUCAAUCUCGUCUUGGUAAAAACCUUUGGACGGACGUAAAGAAUGGCGAACAGAUCGGAUUAUAUCAAGGAACAGACGCUACCGAUGAAGCCAAACAUGUUGUUGAAAGGAUUCGUGAUUUUACUCGUGGUCAUCCGGACAUCCCUCUCUCACAAGUCGCCAUUCUAUAUCGGACAAAUGCUCAGUCACGUGAAUUCGAACAAGCACUGAUGAAUGCUGGAAUCAAGUAUCGUAUUUACGGUGGUAUUAAAUUUUAUCAACGGGCGGAAAUCAAAAGUGCAUUAGCCUACUUACGUUUAAUCCAAAAUGAAAACGAUAAUGAUGCCUUCCGCCGGAUUAUCAAUUUGCCUGCACGUUCGAUCGGCAAAGCAACUCUAGAGAAAAUCGAAUCAGGAGCCAAACAAAAUCAAUGUUCGUUGUUUUCAUUUCUUCAGUCCGAUCCCUCAUUGAGCAAACAAAAGAAAAUCGUUGAUUUUGUUCGAUUAAUCAAACAAUGCAAGCAAACACUGGAGGAACAAAAUCCUAAAAUGGAAUUAUACGAACAAGCUUUAUACAUCUUUGAACAAUCGGGUUUGAUGGAAUCAUACAACAAGAAGGAAGAGGUCGAACGUUUACAAAACUUGAGUGAAUUAUGUAAUGCUAUGAAACAAUUCUCACAUUUGUAUCAAACCAACGACCUAACAGAGUAUCUCAGUGUUGUGACAUUAGAUACGACCAACGCUCAAGAUGGCAAACUAGAUACAUCGGAUGAAACUACACGAGUUCAGAUGAUGACUGUACAUGGAGCGAAAGGAUUAGAAUUUCAUUAUGUAUUUAUUGCUGGUCUUGAUUUAGUUCAAGAUCUCUUUCCAUCGAACUUUUUCGGUACUUGCGACAUUGAAGAAGAACGUCGACUGAUGUAUGUUGCUAUCACUCGUGCUAAACGCCUUUUACACAUGUCAUAUUCCCAACUUCGGUCAAAUUAUGGUCAACAAGAACGGUGUAAACGAUCGCAAUUUAUCUCGGAAAUUCCCACUCGACUUGUGCAUGUUUAUAAUGAAAACGAAGAAAUAUAUCAACCACCGAAGAAGAAACUAAGCACUGUUCAACCAAUGAACACAUCUACUCAGACAGGAUUCGUUACUGGCAAGAAUUUAUUGAAUGUUGCUCAAUGGAAUAAAAGAAAAUAG